Molecule: messenger RNA, 3695 nt
Organism: Spinacia oleracea (spinach)
Lineage: Eukaryota; Viridiplantae; Streptophyta; Magnoliopsida; Caryophyllales; Amaranthaceae
Product: homeobox-leucine zipper protein ANTHOCYANINLESS 2
Exons: 9
Coding region: 615-3146 (843 amino acids)
Biological process (GO): regulation of DNA-templated transcription
Molecular function (GO): DNA binding; DNA-binding transcription factor activity, RNA polymerase II-specific; lipid binding
Source: RefSeq, a predicted model, not a curated record
AUUUUUUUGGAGGCAACUAUUUGUAAGGCUUCGAAGACUCCACAUAUUGUCCUUUUAUCUUCUUCCUCUUCUUUCUUCUCCUUCUUUCUCCUCCCAUUUUUCCCAUUUCUCUCUCCUAUUUUUAUUUUCUCUCUCUUAAAAAAGGGCCUUUUUGCAUUUCUUUCUGAUUUUAUCUUUUUGUUUUUCCCUACUUUACAAUUAUAUUGUAGGUCAUCUUCUCAUCUGAAAUGGGAGCACCAUCUUUAGAUUGUCAAACCAUGCAGAAACCCAUCCUUAAAAACGACACUCUUUCCCCUUUUUUAAUCUCACUUUUAGGGUUCUAGUUUUUUUUUUAUUCAAUUUUAAUUUAAUUUAUAUUUUUUGAAUAAAUAAUAGAGAGAGGGUUUGAGAAAGGAUAGGCUAGUACAGUAGUAUAAGCUUCAAACUCAACAACAACAAUUCAACACACUGCCCUUCUUUCUCCUUCUUUCUCUCUCCUCUUAAACCCCGCCAUUUUUGAGAGGAAUUGUAGACAAUCUGGGUAUUUCACACCCUUUUGUCUUCUCUAUCCUCUCUCUAAUAGUCUAAUUCAUACACUCUCUUCUUACAAACAAGAGUGAGCGGGAGAUUUUUUGAUGAAUUUUGGAGGAUUCCUUGAUAGUAGUGGUGCAGGAGCUGAAGGUGGUGGCGGCGGUGGCGGAGGUGCAAAGCUAGUGACGGAUAUUUCAUACAACAACAACAUGCCUCCGGGUGCCAUUACUCAUCAUCAACAACAGCAGCUACAACAACAACAACAGCAGCGUCUAGUGGGUCCCACCUCCAUUAACAACAAGUCAUUCUUCAACACCCCCGGCCUCUCCCUAGCUCUUCAAACCGGGAUGGAGGGGCACGGUGAGGUCACAAGAGUCACAGAACAGAAUUACGACGGAAACAGUAAUGGCGGUGGUGGCGGAGUAAGUGUUGGAGUAAGACGAAGCCGAGAGGAUGAACAUGAGAGUAGAUCUGGUAGUGAUAAUUUGGAUGGUGCAUCUGGUGAUGAACAAGAUAUUGCUGACCUUCCUCCAAGGAAGAAGCGUUACCACCGACACACCCCUCAGCAAAUCCAAGAACUCGAAGCUGUGUUCAAAGAGUGUCCUCACCCUGAUGAGAAGCAACGAUUGGAGCUUAGCAAAAAGUUGUGCCUUGAGACCAGACAAGUCAAGUUUUGGUUUCAAAAUCGCCGUACUCAGAUGAAGACUCAAUUGGAGAGGCAUGAGAAUUCAAUAUUAAGGCAAGAGAAUGACAAACUCCGAGCAGAAAACAUGUCCAUUAGAGAAGCGAUGAGGAACCCAAUUUGUACAAAUUGUGGUGGCCAGGCAAUGAUUGGUGACAUCUCAAUGGAGGAACAACACCUUAGGAUUGAAAAUGCUCGUCUAAAGGACGAGUUAGACCGAGUUUGUUCAUUAGCAAGCAAAUUCCUAGGCCGGCCUGUGUCGUCGUUGUCGACAUUAUCCGGUGCCAUUUCCGCCCCACCUAUGCCUAACUCGUCUUUAGAGCUCGCAGUUGGGACUAAUGGUUUCGGUCCAUUGACUACUGUGACCACCUCCUCAAUGCCCUUAGGUGAUUACGGAAGUGGGAUUUCUAACGCUAUGCCUGGUGUUUCUCCUACAAAGUCGACUGCUAAUGUGACGGGAAUGGAGAGAUCGUUCGAGAGAUCGAUGUAUUUGGAGCUGGCUUUGGCUGCUAUGGAUGAGUUGGUUAAGUUAGCUCAGAGUGAUGAACCUCUUUGGUUGAGGAGUAUGGAUGCCGCCGGUGGUCGGGAAAUCUUGAAUCAUGAAGAGUAUAUGAGAUCUUUCAAUCCUUGUAUUGGUAUGAAACCUAAUGGGUUUGUCCCUGAAGCUACCAGGGAUUCCGGCAUGGUGAUCAUCAACAGUUUAGCCCUUGUUGAAACCUUAACAGACGCGAAUCGGUGGGCGGAGAUGUUCCCCGGCAUGAUUGCUAGGGCGACAACAACCGAUGUGAUAUCCAGUGGAAUGGGAGGAACUAGAAAUGGUGCACUUCAGCUGAUGCAUGCUGAGCUUCAAGUUCUAUCGCCAUUGGUGCCGGUUCGAGUGGUGAACUUCCUACGGUUCUGCAAGCAGCACGCAGAGGGUGUGUGGGCUGUUGUGGAUGUGUCGAUUGACUGCAUCAGAGAAAGCUCCGGUUCACCGACAUACGUGAACUGCAGGAGGCUUCCCUCAGGGUGUGUUGUACAAGAUAUGCCAAACGGCUAUUCUAAGGUUACAUGGGUAGAGCAUGCAGAAUACGAUGAAAGUAGUGUUCACCAGCUCUUCCGGUCGCUAGUAAGCACAGGCAUGGGCUUCGGCGCCCAGAGAUGGAUCACGACCCUUCAACGACAAUGCGAGUGCCUCGCUAUACUCAUGUCCUCUAACAUACCCUCAGGAGACCACACUGCAAUAACGGCGAGUGGGCGUAGGAGCAUGUUAAAGUUAGCUCAAAGAAUGACCAACAACUUCUGUGCCGGGGUGUGCGCAUCAUCGGUGCACAAGUGGAACAAGCUGAACAUAGGCAACGUAGACGAGGACGUACGGGUGAUGACUCGAAAGAGCAUCGACGACCCCGGCGAGCCAUCGGGGAUAGUACUGAGUGCUGCCACUUCAGUAUGGUUGCCUGUUUCCCAACAGAGACUGUUCGAUUUCCUGCGUGAUGAACGGUUGAGGAGCGAGUGGGACAUAUUGUCCAACGGUGGACCCAUGCAAGAAAUGGCCCACAUUGCCAAAGGCCAAGAUCAAGGCAACUGCGUCUCUCUCCUCCGCGCUGGUGCAAUGAAUCCGAAUCAGAGUAGUAUGUUGAUCUUGCAAGAGACAUGCACAGAUUCGUCAGGGUCGCUUGUUGUGUACGCUCCAGUUGAUAUCCCGGCAAUGCAUGUGGUGAUGAAUGGAGGGGACUCUGCUUACGUGGCGCUUUUGCCGUCGGGGUUCGCUAUCGUCCCAGACGGACCGGGAUCCCGUGGGACUAACAAUGGAAGCCCACAGAGGGGUGGUGGGUCCCUCCUUACGGUUGCCUUUCAGAUACUUGUGAAUAGCCUCCCUACGGCCAAGCUCACGGUAGAAUCAGUGGAGACGGUAAACAAUCUCAUCUCGUGUACUGUUCAGAAGAUCAAGGCCGCUCUUAACUGUGAAAGUUAGUUGAUCCAACGGUGGUGAAUCGAUCAUCAAUCGAUCAUGGCAGUGGUUAUUGAGUUGCUGUACAAAUAAAUUUUUGGUUUUUUUUUUUUCCUGGAAAUUACGCUUUUGUAAGGGGCGGUGAAAAUAUGGGGGGUAAAAAAUGGAGGAAACUCAAAGAAGUGGGGUGUGAGUCAAGAACGAACCGCGCGUGGGUUGUGCAAAAUCCUUGCUAGAAGGUGGUUUAGAUGAACCGGCUUGAAGCAAGGAUGGUGGUUCGGGUAUUGACUCAAGGUUUUUACCCAUAAUUAAUGAGUUUUUGAACUUUUGUUUAGCUCAAAUGUAAUCAAUGUAAUUUUCUAUUUGUCAAUGAUCAAAAAUGUUAAUUGUUACUUUAUAAGUGGGUCUAGAGUUUAAAAUAGUUUAGGGUCUAAAUAGUAAAUUCCCUACUUACUAGUAGCAUUGUGUAUCUAACUAAGGAAGUAAGGAGUGUUUAGAGUGGUUGUUGUUCCCCCCUAGCUAGCUUGUAUUUUAGGGUAUAGUAAAAAGGAAAUGAUAUUUGUUAUUUUGAUA